This is a messenger RNA of Conger conger (European conger), 2592 nucleotides long. RefSeq names its product extracellular calcium-sensing receptor. The transcript has 7 exons. The coding region runs from base 1 to 2592 and encodes 863 amino acids. Lineage: Eukaryota; Metazoa; Chordata; Actinopteri; Anguilliformes; Congridae. The record is from RefSeq and is a predicted model, not a curated record. Gene Ontology annotation, molecular function: G protein-coupled receptor activity. Gene Ontology annotation, cellular component: membrane. Gene Ontology annotation, biological process: G protein-coupled receptor signaling pathway.
AUGGUAUUGGAUAUUGAAUCCAAUGCCGUGAAGAAUUCACACUAUUCUGGAGGCAAGAGUGCAGAUGACCCUUUUUGUAAUCCACUGGGUGAGCCUGAAUAUCCUCAGUUGUCAAAGGAAGGUGAUAUCAUGAUUGGAGGGAUUUUCUCAUUUCAUAGCAGCUGGAAGGACAGGAAGCUCUCCUACACACGCACACCUCCACCUAUCCAGUGCACCAAUGUAAAUCUGAGAGCAUUCCAAUUUGCCCAGACAAUGAUCUUUGCCAUUGAAGAGAUCAACAAUAGUACGGAUUUGCUACCUGGCAUAUCUCUUGGCUACAAGAUGUAUGACUCUUGUGGCUCCUCUGCAACUGCUGGAAAGGCAGGACUGGCACUGACAAAUGGGUACCAGGAUUCAGCCUCAGCUACUCCAUGCUCCAACACAGCUUCAGUUCAGGCAAUCCUCGGAGAGACCUCCUCUUCAUCCUCCAUCGCCAUAUCUACAGUCAUUGGACCAUUUAACAUUCCAUUGAUAAGUCACUUUGCUACCUGUGCAUGUCUCAGUGACAAAACCAAAUAUCCAUCAUUUCUCAGAACCAUUCCCAGUGAUUAUUACCAGAGCAGAGCACUGGCUCAGCUGGUGAAGCACUUUGGCUGGACCUGGGUUGGGGCAAUCAGAUCAGAUGAUGACUAUGGAUACAAUGGCAUGGCAGCCUUUAUUAAAGCUGCCCAGGAACAUGGGGUUUGUAUUGAGUAUUCAGAGCCCAUUUUCAGAACCUAUUCUAGAGAGAAAUUCUUUAGAGUUAUACAGAUUAUAAAGCAGUCCAGCUCUCGGGUGAUUGUGGCAUUCGUUUCUCACUUGGACAUGGAUGUACUGCUCCAUGAACUAGCCCACCACAAUAUUACAGGCUACCAGUGGAUAGGCAGUGAAGGCUGGAUCUCUGACUCCUACAUUGCCAAAGUGGAUGUUCACCACAUACUAUCUGGAUCAAUAGGCUUUUCAAUUCCAAGAGCAAAGGUUACAGGCUUAAAGGACGUCCUCUUUGAUGUUCUAGCACUGAAUUCAUCCGGCAGCGUUAUUUUCACAAAGUUCUGGGAAACCCUGUUUAGUUGCAAACUUCCCAGCUGGAAUUCUUCAAAAAAUGCCAAAGAGUGUACAGGCACAGAAGAUUUGAGUGGAGUAGAAAAUACAUACACUGAUUUAUCCUUGAUGCAGAUUUUCAAUAAUGUCUACAAGGGAGUGUAUGCAGUGGCCCAUGCACUUCAAGAGAUUUUAACUUGCAGCAAUGGUGCUCAUCUGUCCAACAGAAAGAUAUGUUUCAAUAAUGAACUACUGACACCACUGAAGUUUCUACAGCAUUUGAAAAAAGUUCAUUUCAGAACCAAGGAUGGUGAAGACGUUUAUUUUGAUGAGAAUGGAGAUCCACCUGCAAAGUAUGAGCUGGUUAACUGGCAGCAGAACAGCAAAGGCCAGAUUGAGUUUGUGACUGUUGGACUUUAUGAUGAAUCCUCACCUAUGGAGGAACACUUAACACUAAGCAAUGUGUCAAUUUUGUGGGCACAGAAUGCAAAACAGGUACCUGUGUCAGUGUGCAGUGAGAGCUGUCCCCCAGGCACUCGGAAGGCUGUUCAGAGAGGAAGGCCUGUCUGCUGCUAUGACUGUGUGCCCUGUGCUGAGGGUGAAAUCAGCAAUACAACAGAUUCUAUCUUGUGUGUACAGUGCCAUUCAGACUAUUGGUCAAAUAAAAAGAGAGUUGAAUGCAUCUUGAAAGAAACAGAAUAUUUAUCCUAUCAUGAAAUUAUGGGAAUACUGCUUGCAUCAAUCUCUUUACUUGGGACAUGCACAACCAGUAUUGUGGUGACCAUUUUCUUCAUGUACAGACACACCCCCAUUGUGAAAGCCAACAACUCAGAGCUGAGCUUCUUGCUGCUCUUUUCAUUGAAACUGUGUUUCCUUUGCUCUCUUACUUUCAUCGGCCGGCCCUCUGAGUGGUCCUGUAUGCUGCGCCACACUGCGUUUGGGAUCACCUUUGUCCUCUGCAUCUCUUGUGUUCUGGGGAAAACAAUAGUGGUGUUAAUGGCCUUCAGGGCUACUCUUCCAGGGAGUAAUGUCAUGAAGUGGUUUGGGCCUCUCCAGCAGAGACUUAGUGUUCUUGCUUUCACUCUGAUACAAGUCCUUAUUUGUGUGCUUUGGUUAGCAAUAUCCCCUCCUUUCCCCAACAAAAACAUGAAGCACUACAAAGAAAGGAUCAUUCUAGAAUGUGAUGUAGGAUCAGCUGUGUGGUUCUGGGCUGUACUGGGUUAUAUUGGAUUCCUGUCUGUAUUGUGCUUUGUUUUGGCUUUUCUGGCUCGUAAGCUGCCUGACAACUUCAAUGAAGCCAAAUACAUCACAUUCAGCAUGCUCAUAUUCUGUGCAGUCUGGAUUACGUUUAUACCAGCUUAUGUCAGUUCACCAGGAAAGUUCACUGUAGCUGUGGAAAUAUUUGCCAUUUUAGCUUCCAGUUUUGGAUUGCUCUUUUGUAUCUUCAUACCAAAAUGUUAUAUAAUCAUACUAAAACCAGAGAAAAACAGCAAAAAGAACUUAAUGGCUAAAAUACCAUCUAAACCUCAGUGA